This is a messenger RNA of Drosophila kikkawai, 700 nucleotides long. RefSeq lists its product as uncharacterized. The record is from RefSeq and is a predicted model, not a curated record. NCBI's taxonomy places the organism in Eukaryota, Metazoa, Arthropoda, Insecta, Diptera, Drosophilidae.
UAUUACUAGAAGGUUUAUGUUACAGGGAAUCAGAUAAUUCCUUUGCUUUAAUAAUCAUUUCCAAACUGAAACCCAUUCAAAUGAAUUUCUCUAACUGUUAACACGUUUUAAAAACGCCAAAAAAAAACAUUAAAAAUUUUUUAAAAUAUUAAAAAAAAAACAAUGAAGAUGAACGAGGAGGUAAUAUACACAGACCAGCUGCUGCACCACCGGUGUGUCUCCAGUCAGAUCGAAAAGACACGCGACUCCUGGAACCGUACCGCCUCCUGGUAUCCAGAAGCGCAGAAGCAAUUCUAUGAUCGCUAUGCCGAAAUCUACACGGAGAGUCUGGAGAAGUACGGGAACGAUACCUAUGAAUACUACGCCAGGAGGAAUCGCCUGAGGGACGAGUACUUGGUCAAUACCCGGGCGGCAAGAGCACAAAACCGCCGGGAGACGGAGAUCUCAAUGGAUCAUAUCAAGCGCUGCCGGGCAUCCCCCACCACAAACGGGGAAUAUGGAAGGAUUCAGCCCAUGCGUCUUUUUUACUGUUUUCCCUAAACUGUAUUUCAUUGUGUUGCUGUUUCAAUUCAAUCAAUGGCGUUUCAGAGAAGAAAGAAAAAUGAUUUUAAUUAAAAUCUGUGAAAUCUUCAUAGUGCAAGCCUGCCCUAAAAUCAAAUAGUAUAUUUAAUAAAUUUGAAUGGGUUCAAGGAAAAGUUAA